Micromonas commoda is the source of this 564-nucleotide messenger RNA. RefSeq lists its product with no specific name. Bases 1 to 564 code for a protein of 187 amino acids. Gene Ontology annotation, molecular function: protein binding. Lineage: Eukaryota; Viridiplantae; Chlorophyta; Mamiellophyceae; Mamiellales; Mamiellaceae. The transcript is spliced from 3 exons. The record is from RefSeq and is a predicted model, not a curated record.
AUGGGGACGUUCACGGUGACCAUCGACAACAAGAAGAAGUUCGGGGGCAACAUGCGCGCGUUCGGCGUGAACGCGGCUGCGGGAAAGAUGCGAGCCUUCGGCGACGCCGCACCCAGGCAGACCUCGGCCCUCAACAGGCUAUCCGGUGGCGUGAUCAAGAGGGGUAUAGGCUCAAGGCUCGGUGAUUCCGCUGGAAAGUGGAAGCACGAUCUCUUCGAUUCCCCGGGCAGCAACGACCUGCGCUCGAGACUCGACGGAGGUCGAGGAUCGGGGGGCAGAUUUGGCGCGGGAGGCGGACGCGGCGGUGCCGGAGGCCGGGGCGACGACCUGAGGAGUAGGAUCGUCCGCGAGGUCCACGGCGGCCGUGGAGGCCGCGGUGGCCGUGGAGGCCGCGGCGGCCGUGGGGGCAUGCGCAUCGACCACAUGGGCGACCGCGGCGGCAGAGGGUCCGUGGUGGAGUUCCUGAGGGGCAUUGGUUUGGCCAGGUACACGGCAACAUUCCAGGAGGAGGAGAUCGACAUGGACGCGCUGACGCACCUGAGAAGAAGAUCAUGGCUGCGUUGA